GACGCGAUUGGCUGUCACCUUGGAGAUCUCACCUGUGUCCAUGAGCCGACUGUAAGGCGUCCCUGGACGGAAGCCGGGUGCAGUCAAAUUGAGUCGGGUUACGUAACGCGUUCACUGUGGCACCGGUGGCAAUGGCGAACGAGGAAGGAGGACAGGACUGUGAGGUGACUUACUACACUCUGGAAGAUGUGCAGAAGAGGAACUCCGCUAAGGAGCUGUGGCUGGUCAUCCAUGGCCGGGUCUAUGAUAUCACCAGCUUCGUGGAGGAGCACCCAGGUGGGGAAGAGGUCCUGUUCGAACAGGCUGGAGGAGAUGCCACAGAGAGCUUUGAGGACGUUGGCCACUCUAUCGAUGCCCGAGAUAUGCUAAAGCAGUAUUACAUUGGAGACCUGCACCCGUCGUCACUUUGCCCUGAGUCCAUGUCACAGGAUGGGAGUAAGGAGGGGACCUGUCAGGAAAAUUCUUGGUCCAAUUGGCUGAUCCCAACAGUGGCCGUCCUGAUCCUGGGCUUUAUGUACCGUUUUUAUACCGCCGACGGCCGUUCCUCCUGAGUACCGGCCGCACCAGGCCGGCGUCCUCACGCACAAGGAAAUGAGCAGGAUCCGGAACAGAAGAGCGCUAUCUGCCAUCUGGACCUCUGCCACAGGUCCAAUUGACGUUGUUUGGAGCCUCCUCAUUCUAACUUGCUGAUGAGACCUCUAUUCCAUGCUGUGAGCCUGCGUUGUCUUUUUAUCCCUGUCUAAAUCCUGGAUGUUUUUAUGGGACUCGGUAAUGGAACCCCGCUGUUGGAUUGUGUCACAGAGCAUGCCUAUAGUUCUCUUUACUUUCUCUGUGUAAGGAGCCUUCCCAUUUUCUGAGUUGUUCACCGUCUGCCUGUAUUAUUACUGUCACAGUAACGCCUUCUUUUGUGUGGUAAAGCCGUGAGUGCGUGUUGCCCAUUGACCUUCUCCACCCUGUUGAGGGUUUCUACUUCUUCCAGCUUGGUUGUAUCCCAAAGGGAACCAGUCAUUUCUUUUUUUGAGCAAGAUUUUUAAUAUAUAA
This is a messenger RNA of Nanorana parkeri, 1041 nucleotides long. Its product is annotated as cytochrome b5. The record is from RefSeq and is a predicted model, not a curated record. Lineage: Eukaryota; Metazoa; Chordata; Amphibia; Anura; Dicroglossidae. The transcript is spliced from 6 exons. Gene Ontology annotation, molecular function: heme binding. Bases 132 to 551 code for a protein of 139 amino acids. Gene Ontology annotation, cellular component: mitochondrial outer membrane; intracellular membrane-bounded organelle.